Messenger RNA from Fusarium odoratissimum NRRL 54006, 1470 nucleotides. RefSeq lists its product as uncharacterized. The coding region runs from base 1 to 1470 and encodes 489 amino acids. Gene Ontology annotation, molecular function: transmembrane transporter activity. The transcript has 4 exons. The record is from RefSeq and is a predicted model, not a curated record. Gene Ontology annotation, biological process: transmembrane transport. Gene Ontology annotation, cellular component: membrane. Lineage: Eukaryota; Fungi; Ascomycota; Sordariomycetes; Hypocreales; Nectriaceae.
AUGCCUGAACUAUCUGCGAGGAAGUGGUACCAUUGGUACUCACCAACCGACACGCCAGAAGAAAAGAAGCUCAUCUUGAAGCUUGACCUUCUACUAGUACCUUAUGCAUUUGUUCUCUACUGGGUCAAAUAUGUCGACCAGACUAAUAUCAAUAAUGCCUACGUCUCUGGCAUGGCAGAAGAUCUCGGUUUUCACGGCAACGAGUUAGUCCAGUUCCAAACGAUAUUCGUCGUUGGAAACGUCGUCGGUCUUUUGCCGUUCAUCUAUCUCUUCCCUCGUGUUCCGAUGCACAUACUAGUUCCAAGUCUUGACCUUGGAUGGGGCAUCUUCACACUUCUUCAGUACCGUGCCACGAGCUACGCAGAGAUAAUGGCCUAUCGUUUCUUGGUAUCCAUCUUUGAAGCAUCGUACUUCCCUGGCGUUCACUUCGUCCUAGGGAGCUGGUACCGAUCAGAUGAGAUUGGCAGAAGAGGCGGCUUGUUCUAUAUCGGCCUGACUCUUGGAACGAUGACCGCUGGUCUUCUCCAAGGUGCUGCGACACAGUAUCUCGAUGGCCAUAAUGGUCUUGCUGGGUGGCGGUGGAACUUCAUCAUCAACGCAAUCAUCACGCUUCCGUUGGCUUUUGUUGGAUACUUCCUCUGGCCUGGGACACCUGAUAAGCCCAAUCGAUUGGUCAUGAACAAGUCCGAGAUCGUCCUUGCAAAAGAGCGCUUGGAGCGCAAUGGGUCCAAGGUUCGAAGUACACCCUUUUCGUGGACUUUGCUCCGCCGCAUCUUUACGAGUUGGCAGUUCUACAUCCUGGUAUUCUGGGACAUUCUGUUCUUCAACACCAGUGCCAACACAGCUGCUUUCCUUCUUUGGAUCAAGAGCUUGGAUCGUUACAAUACUACCAAGGUGAAUCAACUAGGAUCUAUCAGUCCCGCUUUGGGCAUCUUUUUCGUCCUGUUCAUCAACUUCAGCGCCGAUUUAUGGAUCGGAAGACCUGCGGCUAUCACGUUAGCUUCUGUGAUUAACUUCACUGGCCUUGUCAUUCUAGCAGUCUGGAACGUCCCUGAAGCGGCAAAGUGGUAUGCUUACAGCGUCGGCUAUUCCGCUGUUGCAGUUUCAUCUGUGCUUUACGGCUGGGCGAAUACCAUUCUUCGACAUAACAACGAGGAGCGAGCGUUGACGCUUAUUCUUAUGACGGCUAUAGCUACGUCAACUCAAGCUUGGAUACCACUCCUUGUGUAUCCUACUGUCGAGGCACCUCGCUUCCCGAAGGGUUACGUUUACUCGGCCGUCAUGGUUGUUCUUCUCGUGGCUAUGACUCAGGUCAUUCGUAUUGUUUAUGGUAGUCACGGGGAAAAGGUGCGCGCCCGACGGGGUAGUCUCAGUGACGAGAGUGAGGAUGGUGAAAUCCAGACACCUCAUGGACUGAGCAUUGACAAAGAUGCUGGCAAGCAUAUACAACCUUCCACGGUGGCUGUUUAA